Molecule: messenger RNA, 534 nt
Organism: Canariomyces notabilis
Lineage: Eukaryota; Fungi; Ascomycota; Sordariomycetes; Sordariales; Chaetomiaceae
Exons: 1
Coding region: 1-534 (177 amino acids)
Source: RefSeq, a predicted model, not a curated record
AUGAACGGCGACCAGCCCCAGCCCGUGACGAAAGCCUCCACCGCCCUCCCACUACCCUACCGCCUCCUCCUGGUAGUCCUCGAACCAUUCUUCUGCCUCAACGGAGCCCGCAUGGUCUUCUUCGACCCCGUGGACUACACGGCCAAGAUCACGCGCGGGACCGCGACCUACGAUCCUGCCAACCAGUACCUGUACACACAGCUCGGCGGCGCCUGGCUGCUCUUUGGCGUCGCCGAGGUACUGUUGCUGGGCGUUCUUGAUGAUUUGCGCGUCUGGCGCCUGCUGUGCGCCGCCAUGCUGGUCAGCGACGUCGUGUACCACGUCAGCUCGGUGCAGGCGGUCGGGGGGUGGGAGAAGUUUGUUGCGUUUGGGGAGUGGGACGUUUUCGAGUGGGCGGUUUUUGCGUCGGCCGUGUUGCCGAUGCUUGUGAGAGUGUUGGUGGUGCUUGGGGUGGGGGUGGACUUGAAGAGGAGGGAGGUGGUUGGUGGCAGUUGGGGAGGGAAUGGCGAAAAGGGGAAGGGGAAGAGGCAGUGA